Molecule: messenger RNA, 2696 nt
Organism: Durio zibethinus
Lineage: Eukaryota; Viridiplantae; Streptophyta; Magnoliopsida; Malvales; Malvaceae
Product: putative polyamine transporter At3g19553
Biological process (GO): transmembrane transport
Cellular component (GO): membrane
Molecular function (GO): transmembrane transporter activity
Source: RefSeq, a predicted model, not a curated record
AAUUGGCUAAUAAUAGAAUUUUGAUCAGUGAUGGGAUUCUCACGGGCUGCCAUUUGGCUAUUCAUUACUGGCAAGCUGAUCUCAGAAAGGCCGGAAGUCGCAGAGUUGGUGCUUGCCAUGUCCCCGGAAGCUAGAACCAUACCAUCACUCAUCCCACGCACAUCAGCACGCACUUGUAUCCCACAUCCCUAUGUCAGAAAAUUUUGACUUUUUGUUUUCCUCGUGUAUUCAUAAAACAUGAAAUAUCUUUCUGCACAGCAAAAAUUUGAGUUUGUUAAUGGAAUUGUGUAUUUGUUCUUUAUCAUAUUCAAUUUUGAGUAUGCCACACUCUCUGCAACAAAGCGUGGGCUGAAAAGAAUUAUGGCAGAUUCAACUUAAGGAUCAAAACCUACAACAUGUUCUCUUUUUGGAGAUCUGAAAAGAUUAUUUCUUUCUGAAGUUCAGGCGAGAUCUAGUUCAGAAAUCCUUUGAAGACAGGGAGUCUAUCUGUUGUGGUUAGGUUUCAAACUCUUUUUCUUUCUCUUUUUUCCUGUCUGUGGAUGGGUGAGGAGGGAAUGGUAAGUGAUGACAAGAACAGUUUUGUCAAAGCCAACCCAAAACUAACGGUAUUGCCACUUAUUGCUUUGAUAUUCUAUGAGGUAUCUGGGGGUCCUUUUGGUGUAGAGGAUUCAGUGAGGGCAGGAGGUGGUCCUCUUUUGUCUUUGCUUGGUUUCUUGAUAUUCCCUUUGAUUUGGAGCAUCCCAGAAGCUCUAGUCACGGCUGAACUUGCUACAAGCUUCCCUAAAAAUGGUGGUUAUGUUAUUUGGAUAUCUUCAGCUUUUGGUCCCUUUUGGGGGUUUCAAGAAGGAUUUUGGAAAUGGUUUAGUGGGGUGAUGGACAAUGCUUUAUAUCCUGUGUUGUUUCUCGAUUACUUGAAACAUUCAUUUCCAAUAUUUAACAAUUUAAUUGCUCGAAUUCCAGCUCUUUUAGGAAUCACAGUUUCACUAACAUAUUUGAAUUAUAGAGGACUACACAUAGUGGGGUUAUCUGCUGUUUUCCUUGCUGCUUUCUCACUUUUUCCCUUUCUUGUAAUGGGGAUUAUUUCAAUUCCUCGAAUAAAGCCUAAGCAGUGGCUUAUUGUAGAUUUUAAGAAGGUGGAUUGGAGGGGUUACUUUAAUAGUAUGUUUUGGAAUCUGAAUUAUUGGGACAAGGCAAGUACUCUUGCUGGGGAGGUAGAAAAUCCAAGUAAGACCUUUCCAAAGGCACUUCUUGGGGCAGUGGUCGUGGUGGUUUGUUCAUACUUAAUUCCACUUCUUGCUGGGACAGGGGCUUUGAAUUCUUCUAGUGAGUGGACUGAUGGGUAUUUUGCAGAAGUUGGGAUGUUGAUAGGAGGCUUCUGGCUCAAAUGGUGGAUUCAAGUAGCUGCUGCGAUGUCUAACUUGGGGUUGUUUGAAGCUGAGAUGAGUGGAGAUGCUUUCCAACUUCUUGGAAUGAGUGAGAUGGGAAUGCUCCCAGCCAUCUUUGCUUCAAGGUCAAAGUAUGGGACACCAACAGUUAGCAUCUUGUGCUCUGCCACUGGAGUUAUUUUCUUGUCUUGGAUGAGUUUUCAGGAGAUCUUGGAAUUUCUGAAUUUCCUAUAUUCAAUUGGAAUGCUUCUUGAAUUUGCUGCUUUUAUAAAAUUGAGAAUAAAAAAGCCAGAUCUACAUAGGCCUUAUAGAGUUCCUUUGCAUACAUUUGGGGUAACAAUGCUUUGCCUGCCGCCUGCCUUGUUGCUUGUUCUUGUCAUGUGCCUAGCUUCUGUAAAAACAUUCAUUGUAAGUGGUAUAGUUAUUAUCAUUGGAAUCCUUCUGUACCCCGCUUCACUUCAUGCAAACAAUAGGAAAUGGACUCACUUUGAUGUAGAACAAUCACUGGUGUCUUUAGAUAAUUUGGAUGUGCCACAACCGCGUCAACAAGUUACAGAUGAGGCCUCAGUUAGUCUUCUUCCGGUUUUAUCAUCGUCAGAGUUUGGCCAAGAAGUCUCCGAAACUUCUGCGGAAGGAGUUCUAAAAUUAGAUUAGGAUCUCUACUUCUGUACUCUUGCUCAUGGUUUAAUUUGAUUUUUCACUGAUAAUCAGUUGCAGAAGUACAUGUUCUCCUUGGAAUCUAUACAACAGUACCACAUUAUUCUAAAUUCAUUUACAAAGAAUAGGAAAUUAACCCUAGUUAAUUUAGGUGAAAAUGGUUCUGUUAUCCUUCAAACUUAUGUAACUUUUAUAUUCAUAAGAUUUCACCACUUAUAAGUAUGGACUUCGUGUAUUAUUUUGAUAGAUCCUACAUAAAUCUAAAUUUUAAUUGGCUGAUUGUAAUGCUAUAUUGUAGAUGAAAGGUGGAUGAUUUUUAGUGCAAGAGGGAUGGCAAACCAGAUGAAUGACCGGAGCACUAAUGGUUAUGCCAACAAUUUAUAGCUCCGGCAAUUAAUCUGACAGAAACUUCAGCAUUGUUGUGUUUUUAUGAACACAGGCGAAACAGACUUGGAGUUUCAAAUUUCAAACAUAUUCUUUCUCUGAAACACUUUUUAACAUAAAAUAAGAUUUACUUGGAAAAGAUUUCCAACAGAAAGAGGGGUAACUCAUAUCUGUGCGUUUGAGCAAAAUCUUCACCUUUGUUGACUAAUUUGGCAGAAUUCUUAGGGAACAAACAAUGUUGAGUUUCCAAUGAGUUACAUUUUGUUCCCU